Messenger RNA from Medioppia subpectinata, 7714 nucleotides. NCBI's taxonomy places the organism in Eukaryota, Metazoa, Arthropoda, Arachnida, Sarcoptiformes, Oppiidae. The record is from the annotation of a GenBank genome assembly.
GUUUGAAAACAUUGUGUUUUCAAUCAAUUAUUAAAUUUUGUGAUUAAAAAGUUUGUCUCAAAUGAAUGUAACGUUAAAUUGUAAUUGAAUUCAAUUGAGUUCAAUGUGUUUCUCAUAAUAUAAUUGUUUGCAAAUAGUUUUGUGAGAAAUGUUUCAAUUCAUGAGAAGUACUUCACUUUCAUCGGUGGCCAAAACGAUGGCCAAAAUGAGUGGUCAGUCGACGUCUUCGGCGACGAUCACGACAUCGACAGUGCGGCCAAAACGACAGGUGUUUAGCCGACGACCCGUCAAAGUGUUGACCGAAUCGGGAAAAGAUUACUUCAAACACAUGGAGGAGACGCUGAGUUCGGCCACACAUGAGUACCGACCGAAUCGGAUAACGGAUCCCAAAGAGAGAAAGACAUACAAUAAAUACUAUGACGAAGGAUUCACUGAAGACUAUUUGACCGCCGAUGCGGAAGAUAUGGACGACACCCACAGACCACCGAUGAGUGCCAACAAACCUAAGAGACCCUCUUUGAAGACGAAACCAAAAUGUGGUGAAAAGUUUACAAAUAAUGAAACCAAUGAAGAAGUGUUUGACAGGAAAACAGAUGGUAAGAAAAGUCACGCGAAGAAGAAUAUGGGACACAAAGAAGAGAUUUUAACGCCGAGAAUACCCGGAAUUCCUGUUUACCAGAAAUUGUGUGACAAUAACAUGGAGUUUAUUAAACUGAUAUCUGAUAUGAAGAUCAAGAAUAGGCGUGAAAAUCAAAACGUAAUGCUAUUGGAGGGCAAACGCUUGAUAAGCGAUGCCAUUCGCGCCGGUCUUCCGUUGAAGACUAUCUACUUUUCCAAAGAAGAGAAUUUAGUUGGUAUUCAAGCUUUGGAUGAAUUGGUAUUAAAAGGCCUUCAACUGAAGAAAGUCCUCUACAGAGAUAUAAAAUUAUUUAGCGAAAUGACCACAAGUCCCGGUGUUUUGGCCGUCACUGAACGGCCGAGUAAUGACAGAGUGUUGGUUAACCAAUCGGUUAAUGGCCAACAAUUGCCACUUAUAUUGAUUGGCGACAACAUUCGCGAUCCGGGAAACAUGGGAACAAUGCUGAGAUGCGCGGCCGCUGUCGGAGCCAUGAGUGUUGUGCUGACCCGCGGCUGUACUGAUGUCUGGUCGCCAAAGGUGUUGCGCUCGGGAGCCGGCGCUCACUUCCGAAUACCGAUUGUCAAUGACAUCGAAUGGCCACUCGUUUUCAAUUAUAUACCGAUUGACAAACCAUUUGAUCUCUAUAUCGCCGAAUCUAAAGCCGACGAUUACAGCCAUAUGUCAUCUCUAAGUGGAGAUAAGGACAGUAAGUCCGCGGUUGACCUACCAUUGCAUACAAUCAAUACAAUUACGAAAGAUUAUUCACAGUCGAGUGAAGUGACUGUUUUGCGGGACGACUCGUACGACACUCACAAUGAAGAGCUCGUUCAUUACAGGAACAGAGCGAUCGCCUUCACUAACUAUUGUGACACUAAGUUCUACACGUCUGGCAUCGAUAGGCCGGCGGUUCUAGUGAUUGGCGGCGAAACUCAUGGACUAAGCGAUCAGUCGUACAAAUUGGCCUACGAUUACAUCGGACGCAGAAUACGGAUCCCAUUGUCAGCGGGUGUGGACAGUCUGAACAGUGCUGUCGCCGCCGCAACAAUGAGUGGUGAGAAACAGUUUGCGCUGUUGUCUAACGUCUUGAGCGACGUUGCGAUACGAGAUCUGUCCGUCGAUAUGAAGACCAAACUCGAGACCCAUUUGAAGGCCAGUCAGUCGGCGGCCGAAGAGUCGCGUCGGGAGUGGACGGCGAAGAGCUCUGCGGCCGAACAGAAGAUAUUCUCCACCGAUAGAGAGGUCCAGAACUUGAGAUCCAAACUCCAAAUGAGUGAAGGCUUUGCCGACGAUCUCAAGAGACAGCUGAGAGAAGCCGAAGAAUUGCUUCAAAAGGCCCGACACGACGGCUUUGAAGCGCUCGAAGGCAAGCGAUCGGUUAGUUUUGAAUUGAAUUCAGUGAAGGAAAAAAUGGACAGAUUUUCGACCGAAAAGUUGAAUUUGAGUGAAAUGUUGAACAGAAGACAAGAAGAGAUAAAUCAUUUGCAAAACGAGUUGAAGACAAUGGCGUUAAGACUUAUGGCGAACAGUGAGGGACGAGUGGAGACCUCCAUCAGAGCUGAAGAACUGGAAUUGAAAUACAUAUCAGUUCAACACCAGGAGAAGCGGAUGAGUCAAGAGAGGGAUCUCUACCAAAAGCAGAUACAGGCGCUCAACGAUGAGCUCAAUGUGAAGCUCAAUGAACUGCUGGCCAUUCGCCGCGAGAGAGCCGUUCAGACAUUUGAAUUGCAAUCGAGUUUAGAGCAGAAGACCGACGAAAAUGUUAAAUAUUUGGAUGAAAUAAAACUUUUGAAACAAAUGAUCGAAAAGAAAGACAAACACAUUGACAGCCUUUCCGUCAGAAUCGGCGAAAUACAGCACAUGUCGGCACAACUGGAAGAAGAUUUCCACAACGAAACGUCCGCUCAAAACAAUUUGAUUGAAUUACACAAAGGCUCGAACGAAGAGCUGAAGAAACGCAACGAAAGUCUAAUCACAAACAUAGAAGAGAUGCAGAAAAUGCUACAAACGGCUAAAGAAGCUCACAGUGAACUCGAAGACGCUUUUCUCGAAAGUCAGCGCCGAUCGCAACAAGAGCUUCACGAGUCGGCUCAACAGAGCCGACAGUUGGCCGCAGAGAUAGAGACCCUAAAAGAGUCGGCCACUGCUUCGCGCGAGAACAUGGAGCUGGCGUUUCAACGCCAGUACCCGUUGGCCGCCAACACCAGAAAGCUUUUGGACAAAAACAUGAGUUUUACGCAAAUUUUUGAAGAAAUGGUUUCCGCGAAACAAGAACUCGACGACGAGAAGAAGGAAAACGCUGUCCUUAAAGAGCAUUUGCAACAAUUGGCCGCUGAGGCCGAAGAGAACGCGCCUCUACUCUACCGGAAAAUACAAGAACACCAAAGGGCGGCCCAAACCGUGAAUGAUCUUCAGACGCAGUUGUCGUCAGUAAUGACUGAACGCGAGCAGUGGCUCAAAGAGAAGGACUCUAUUAUCAGAAUCAAUAAACAAUUUGAACGCGAGAUUCAACGCUACGAAAAUGAUAACCAGAAUCUGAGUAAACAGGUCCGCACUCUCAUCAAGAGUGUUCAAGAGGCCAGAGGUUUCACUGUAUCUCGUGAUCAGAAUCAAAGCAUAUCCUCCACAGUGGGAGACAUUCCACAAGAAUUGGUUACAUUCAGAGACAUUGAAGAACUUCAGACUAGAAAUCAGGAACUGAUGAACGCUUUGCGCGAAACAAAUGAUAAAUUACUUGAAUUAGGCGAAGAGCAAAAGGACAGCGAGAGUGAAGCACUCAAACGUGAUUUGGAGGCGGCGUUCACUCAAUUGCAGAGUUUAAGGGCUGAACGCCUCCAACAGACAGAACUAAUGGAGACACUUAUCCGUCAACGAGAUCUAUACCACCAAAUGGUUGCCUCGCAUUCGGCAGACGAGCAAAACUUAAGCCAACGAUCGUUCACUGGUUUGAUGUCUUCGCCGAACACAUCGCGAAACAACGCCACUAACGAAGACAUUCAAGAGUUAAAAACUGAUUUAAACCGCUCUAAACAUGAAUACGAAGAAUACCGUAAAGAGAGUUCCAGUUGUGUGAAAGCAUUGCAAGAGUCGUACGAUAGGGUUCGGACGGAACUGUCGGCCGUGAAGAUAGAAUUGGCGAAGACAUCGACGGAACUCACGUUCACUAUAGAGAGGAACGAUAUGUUUAAGACAAACUGCGAACAGUUCCAGAUGGAGAACGCGACACUCAAAGAGCGCAACACUAUUUUGAACGAAAACGUGAAAAAACACGAGCAAUCAGUGGUUCUCUUGAGACAGGAGACGUCGGCCGCCGCCGAAAGACUCAACCGAUUAGAGUUAACGGCCGCGACGUUGAGGUCUGAACGCGAUAUGCAUUUAAAUAAUGAGCAAAAGUUGAUUCACGAAAACGAGUUAAUGAUGAAGACUGUGGAGAAUCAAAACAAAAUGAUAAACACAUUACAAACCGUUCAAAACAAUAUGAAACAAAUCGAAAGCGAUUCCAUCGAUCACCUGAAGAGCCAAAACGCCAAACUCGAGAACGAAUGCCUGUAUUUGCGGAACAAAUGCGAUAAAGAGUGUGAGAAGUACUCCGAAGCGAGUGCUCUCUGGGAAAAGACAGCUCAAGAGCUUCAGCACAGAAUUGAAACAGAAGUCGACAAAUAUAUGCGAAUUCACGAAGAGUUGGCCGUAUAUCAGACAAAGACACAGAGUUUGCAGCAAACGGUGACCAAAAUCGAGGGCAAAGAGGCGGAGAUUGUAUCUCUUCGGGAAGAGUUGAAACACUGGCAAAUCCGGGCCAAUAAUCUGAUCGAACAGCUCAACAAAAUUAGUCCCGAAGGUCUCAAACGACUCAACGAAGAGAAGAAAUCUCAGGGACAGAUUUCAAAUCUGGUGAAAGAAAUCAAUCAAUUAAAACAACAGGUCGAGAGCCAUAAGAAUGAUAAGAAAACACUGGAAACGCAAAUACAGACCAUUACAAGAGAAUCUGAGGCGAAGUUAGCGGAAGCGCGGAAAGUGUCGGACGAAUUGACGGCCGUUCGGACAGAGAAUGGGAACAAUCAAAACACUAUAACACAGUUGCGAAAAGUUGCCCGAAAAUACAAAAUGCAAUUCGACGAACAGAAAGUACAGUUCGACCAAUUGAAACACGACUACGAAACGGCCGUCAAGUCGGCCGUUGACCAGCAGUCGGCUCAAAACGCUGCCAUUUCUGAACAACAGACCACUGAAUUGUCACAAAAGAUUGUUGAGUUGAACACUAAGAUUAAAGAAAUGGAGCAACAGAUGGACAAAUUGACGGUCGAUUUAACUCAAGCGGCGGCCGAACGAGAGGUGGCCAGAGGACAGGCAACCGAGAAAGAGGAAAAGGCUAAGAAGAUUGCCCUUCAGGCCAGACAGAGACUGACCGCCAUAUCAAACGAGAAGAACGGUAUCGUUGGUGAACGCGAUUCGCUUAGAAAGUCGACAGAAGAGUUGAAAGAGCGGAUCCGACAAUUGGAACAAAACAAUGAGGAAAAUAAUUUAAGAUUGGCUUCAAUUAAGAGUCAAUUUGAUGCCAAAGUUAAACGACACGAACGGGAACUGACAGAAGCUCUCAAACUGGUCGAGACCUUAAAAGCGAGUCAACAGCAAAGUCAACAACAACUGCAACCGACGGCCGCAACCAUUGCUGUGACGAGCGCUUCCGUUCAGACAACUUCACAAACGGCCGCCAAUCCGGUGCGUCAUUCAGUUCAUCCACAGUCGGCGACUGUUCAGCCAUUAUCGGCAAAAUCGACGCCAACAGCGAGUAUACGGCCGCUGGCGGUCACACCUACUAUGAGAACUGGACGUAAUGUUUCGGCCCGAAUGGCGGCCGUCGCCACCGUUCAGCCAACUACUGAUGACCAGAGCCAACACAUAGCUGUGCCACAGGCGACAGUACAGCCCACACAAGCCGUGUCCUCUCAAAUGACGUUUACUAUUCCGUCGACUACUAGUGUUGAGUCCGAAACGAUUACUUCACAUAUCGAAGAAGCAAUUGAAGAGCCAAUGAUUGAGCCAAUGAUUGAGCAGCCAUUAGAAGGUUUAGCUCCUAUUGAAGUGCCAGUAAUACCGGCGCCAAUUGAAACUGAAGAGUCGAUCGCUGAACAACAGACUGUUUCGUGUACUGAAGAAAGCGUGGCAUCAGAACCAUUGGUGACUCCCGAGACUGAACAGUCAUUGUCUCAAACAAGUGAAACAGUAUCUGAAACUUCGGCCACAAGAAUAUUACGUGAAAAGAUCUUACUUAAGAGGACGAGAACUGAUGAGACGAGUGCUGCCAUGAGUCCCAAGAAAGCCAGAACCGAGACACAAGAGGAAGCGAUACCACAACCUGAAGAAGAAGUUGAGACAAUCGUUGCGAGCCAUGAGAUGAGUGAACCCACUGUCAGUCACACGGAAGAGAAAGUUGUCACUUAUGUUGCCGAAGAGGACGACGAUGUGAUCAUUCUUGAGAGCGACGAAUCUGAAGAGGAAGACAACGUCGAACAGAAGGAGGAAUCAAAUGAUGGAGAAGACGACGCCGACGAUGAAGAGGAUGACGAAGAGGAAGAUGAGGAAGAAUACGAUGAAGAAGAGGAGAAUGAGGACAACGAUAAUGUCGGGGAGAGUGAGGUCUAUCCCGACGAAGAGGAAGAAGACUAUAACGAAGAGGAGGAGGAAGAGGGAGAAGAUUCUCAUUACGAAGAAGAGGGCAAUGAAGAGCAUUCAGAAGCGGGCAGUGAAGGCGAGGGUCAGGAUAUUGAAGUGGUCGGCGUAUCGGACAAUGUGCCCGAACCUAAUGAACCCAACGAAACAGAAGAAGUACCACAACAGUCACUAAUGAAUGAAACCAUAGGUUCCGAAACAAUAGAGCAAUCGGUUGUGUCGACGACAAUGGCAUCGAUAUCUGUGCCAUCAGUGGUGACGUCGAGCACCGAAACGAAUCCAUUCCUUCGGCCAUUUGGAGGCACUUCGGCCGCCGGUCGGCAGUCAUUCUAUAUCCCACAGAAUCAGCAGAGCUCGACCUACGAUGAGGGCGACGGUAUAGUGCCGUCCACUCCCACACUGUUUGUGCCCCGACGUGGCGAUGGUUUCGCCGAUGCGCUCAACUCUCCGCGCGUACCGCAGGGGAGGUUUGUCUUCAGCUCAAGUAUUCCAGAGGCGGCGACGCUCUCGGGUUUGGCCAACGAGACUACGCUCGGCGUCGACGACACACGAAUGGAUUUGUCACAGUUUGAUGACAACAACAACGGCCGCAGUGUUCCCAACACUCCAUUGGCUAAUUCGCCGGCCGUUGACACUAGUAUUCAUUCAACCGUUCAAAAUGUCGAUCUCGACACCGAUGCAGACGUCAACUACGAGAUCGAAGCGACGGCUUCGGAGACUAUAGUUCCCGUCGACCUCGAGAGUGAUUUGAGUGCUGUCGACGACUCAGAGUCGCAAAGCGCCACAAAUCCUAUGACGGAAUCUAUUAUCGACACUAAUGUCACGGAAUCUUCGGAUGUGAACGAAUCCGUUCGACAGUCAGUAUCUAUUAGUGAAUCGCAGACUUCUGCUGACUCUGAAAGAGACGACGAAUCGGCGGAAAAGAGUGACGAAAUUCAAGUGAUGUACGAAAGCGAAUCCAUUCCCACCUCUUCCACAUCAUCCGCUCCGUCGACCAGUACUUCAACGGCUCAGAGAGGAGUUCCCACCGCUCGCAGAGGUCGUGGUUUUUCGGGUCCUCCGCGCGGCACUCUUCAGAGACGGCCUAUAAUGCCUCCAACACCUCCAUCGACCGCUGCUGAGAUACAGCCGUCAUUCACGGCUCCCAAUCCAUCGCAACCACCGCUACAACAACAACAGCCACAACAACAACAACAACAACCGCCGCCACAAACCGGACGGACUAUUAGGCUUAGAGACAGUAAAUUUUCGACCACAACGCGCGGCAAUUUCAGAGGUCGGCCGAGUCGUGGCGGACCCCGUGGAGGGCGAGGAGGCUAUCACUACAACAACUAAAUUGAUUUCAUUUAUUGGACUAAAAGACUGAUUAUAUGUUUUUAAUUUCUAUAUUUUUUCAUUAAUAAAACACAAAUUGCAAAUUCAGUAAUA